Molecule: messenger RNA, 1373 nt
Organism: Saprolegnia diclina VS20
Lineage: Eukaryota; Oomycota; Saprolegniomycetes; Saprolegniales; Saprolegniaceae
Exons: 1
Coding region: 87-1277 (396 amino acids)
Biological process (GO): zinc ion transmembrane transport
Cellular component (GO): plasma membrane
Molecular function (GO): zinc ion transmembrane transporter activity
Source: RefSeq, a predicted model, not a curated record
UUCGAAGCCAACCCAUCGACGCGCUCGUUCCUCGCUCCUCUGUGUGGUGCACACCUGCUUUGCCCCGUCGGAUCCGAAGCGUUGCCAUGGCCUCCGAGUCGACGCCGCUCCUCGCGCGCAAGGCCGCGCCCAAGCUCAAUGAGGCGGCGCAGCGCGCCAAGCGCAAGCUGCAGUGGGCCUGCCUCUUUGCGCUCGCCUUCAUGGUCGCGGAAGUCAUUGGUGGCUUCAUGGCCGGCUCGCUCGCCAUCAUGACGGACGCUGCGCACUUGCUCUCGGACGUCGCCGGCUUCCUCAUCUCGCUCUUUGCCAUCUGGAUCCAGACGUUCCCCGCCAGCUCCAGGAUGAGCUUUGGCUUUCAUCGCGCCGAGAUUCUUGGCGCCGUCAUCUCGGUGCUCGUCAUUUGGGUGCUCACGGGCUUCCUCGUCUACGCUGCCGUCGAGCGCUUCCAGGACGCGAUUAGCGACAACCCGCAAGAGCAUGUCGAUGGCAAGCUCAUGUUUAUAAUUGCCUGCAUUGGCCUCGUCGUCAACCUUGCGCUCAUGAAGAUCCUUGGCCACAGCCACUCCCAUGGCGGCCACGGCGGCCAUGGUCACUCGCAUGGCGGCGACGAUCACGGCCAUGGGCACGGCGCCAAGUCCGACUCGCAUGGCCACUCGCAUUCGCACGACGACCACGAUCACGACGACCACGACGACCAUGACCACGACGAUGUCGAAGCUGGCCACGGCCACUCGCACAGCCACGGCCACGACGAAGCCCCCACGAAGAAGAAGCUUGAAAACCUCAACAUCGAAGCCGCGUACAUCCACGCCCUCGGCGACUUUAUCCAGAGCCUCGGCGUCUGCCUCGCCGGCGGUCUCAUUUGGUAUGAGCCCAAGUGGCAGGUCGCCGACCCGAUCGCGACGUUCCUCUUCUCGAUCCUCGUCCUCGGCACGACCAUCGGCAUCAUCAAGUCGUCGAUCCACGUGCUCAUGGAGGGCACGCCGGACGGGUACGACCCGGACGACAUCCUCGAAGGGCUUUUGGCGCUGCCGGCGGUCUCGAACGCCCAUGAUCUGCACAUUUGGUCGCUGAGCGCCGGUCUGCCGUCGCUGAGCGUGCACUUGGUGAGCGAAGGCAACCCGGACGAGGCGCUGCACCAGGCGCAAGAGUACUUGAUCUCCAAGGGCAUCGACCACACGACGAUCCAGGUCGAGCACGCACUCAAGACGUACCCGCGCGACUGCAGCGACGCCGGCGCGUGCGGUCAAGUCUCGCCCAAGUCGGGCGUUGUCUAGAUCUAGAGACUGAACUACAGAUGCACCUAUGCAGUGACGAGCCAUUUUGCCUGUACGUCGACCUCGGUAAUAGCCAAGCCAUUUUGCUACAGAACA